UCACACAUCUCGUGGAACCGCCUAGCCUCGGUAGCCAAGGUUUAUGCGAUGCGAAUGGCAACGAACUUCGCUAAUCCAGCCGGAAUGACAUGGCAUCCGAAGUACACUCUCAGGGCAUUUCAUUAUGAAAAUACACUCAAGCUCUCAAGGUUCUAAAUGCCUGAUUUCUCUUAUCUAGGGAGGUCCUCACCACUUUCCUCCAUCCCCGUACCAAAGUUCAACUGCCUGACGGGCGCCAAAUGUCUUGAAUGGUCUAAGAAAAGUACGAGCCGUUGGAAAUCAGAAGCAGCCGAAGACACCAGGACGGUUUCUGAGAAUCUCCAGAGACCAAAGGACCAUUCUAGUGCUCGGCUAGGUAGGCCCAAGUGCACUGGUCAUUGGCGAGUGAUAUAUAAGGAUGGUGUUGAGACGGCCCUUACCCCUACCCCCUAUCCCCUUUCCUCCGAUGUUCUUUCGAGUUAUGCAGGCAACAUCUUGGUCUCACAUACUCUCAAUGAAAAGUCUCCGGACACAGACCCCGCGUGGGCUUUCCGAUAUCCCUUCCGCCAACUAUGGCUCUGGUGGUCCUCAGUGUUGUCAUUGUCACUGGAGGGGAGAGCAUGCGCCAGGUUGUCCAUUUCGAUCUACGUGAAACAUCAAGGACGAUGCCACGACCUAACUCAAUGUACUAUCAUGUGACACAACAAGGCUAACAAGCUUCAUAACUUAUCAGGCAUGAUCAUUUCCUGAACCGCUAUAUCUCUUGACAACCGUUAACGCACUUUUACGU
Messenger RNA from Somion occarium, 769 nucleotides. Lineage: Eukaryota; Fungi; Basidiomycota; Agaricomycetes; Polyporales; Cerrenaceae. The record is from the annotation of a GenBank genome assembly.